This is a messenger RNA of Papaver somniferum (opium poppy), 3186 nucleotides long. Its product is annotated as methyltransferase-like protein 2. The coding region runs from base 66 to 1370 and encodes 434 amino acids. NCBI's taxonomy places the organism in Eukaryota, Viridiplantae, Streptophyta, Magnoliopsida, Ranunculales, Papaveraceae. Gene Ontology annotation, molecular function: methyltransferase activity. The transcript has 14 exons. The record is from RefSeq and is a predicted model, not a curated record. Gene Ontology annotation, cellular component: nucleus; RNA N6-methyladenosine methyltransferase complex.
CACCCUGUUAAUUGUGUAUCCAGCAACGCUUUUGUGAAGAGUUUUCUUCCAAACGGAAGACAAAAAUGGCGGAAUUAGUAAAGAGCAAAGAGAUGAUAAAAUUUUUGGAAUCGGGAAUUUACCGAUUUAUCUCAAAUUUUACUUUUAUGGAUCCUGUUCGAGUUCUUAAUGCUUCUGAUUAUACUCAGUUUAGGGUUUCUGAUUCUGUUUACUACAACCGAUUCUUCGAAUGUGAAGACAAGGAAAAAACUAGGGUUUCAACGAGUUCUAAGAAACGAAAACGGAAAGAAAGAAAACCUUAUACUCUUAAUGAAAGAGAGCGUUCUGCAGAUCAACGUCACCAGGAAGCAAAGCCACUGUUAUUGAAGGCACAUGAAGUUUUAUUAGGAGCUAAAGAUCUUUUACAUUAUAUUAGUAACUUAAAAAGUGAUGGUGGAGAUGAUGAUAGUUGUUGUUCGAAUGGGAUUAGAGAGUCAUGUAUUGAAGAUGGGAAAAAACAAUCCUUUGUCGAGCUUGGAAGUGUUUGGCAAGCUCCUUUAUAUGAAAUUUCUAUAAAUCAUCGGGAAGAAAAUAUGACCACAGCCGAUUCAGGUUCAUCCCUUGGCGUGUCAAGAUUAGUGCCAGCAUUUAAUAGCCUAGUCAUGAAUGAGAGUUGUGAUGAUGUGGAGGCAAAAAUCUUGAAUAACCGUUAUGUUUUGCCUGGAAAUAGCUGCUUCUAUAUGUCAGACUUGAAGCAGAUUCAUGACCUGAUUCCUGCUGAUACUGAUAGCGGAUUCAAUCUUAUUGUAAUUGAUCCACCAUGGGAGGCAAGACAGAAAUCAUUGUACCCAACAUUGCCUAAACGAUACUUCUUGUCCCUUCCGAUUAAACAACUUACUCACUCAAAAGGAGCUCUUGUGGCCUUGUGGGUUACGAAUAGAGAGAAAUUGCGAACUUUUGUGGAGAAAGAACUAUUCCCACUGUGGGGUGUCAGUUACUCAGCUAUCUUUUACUGGUUGAAGGUGAAAGCAGAUGGGUCGCUGAUCAAUGAGCUAGACCUCUUCCAUCAUCGUCCUUAUGAGUGCCUUCUUUUAGGUUAUUGUCAUGGGGAGGAAAUGAAUACUGAGCUUACUUCUACAUAUAAGCGUCUGGAAGAAAAUCAAGUUAUCAUCAGUGUCCCCGGGGAGUACUCAAGGAAACCCCCAGUUGGAAAGUUGCUAAUGGAUUAUCUGCCAGGAACCGGGCCAGCACGAUGUAUUGAACUCUUUGCUAGAGAAAUGUUUGCUGGAUGGACUUCUUGGGGAAAUGAACCUCUCCACUUUCAGGAGUUGAGUUACUUUGUGAACAGGAGUAUGAAUGAUGGGUACUCAUUCCUCGUAACUAUUCCGUAGAAAUCAGCAAACCUCCAAGAUGCUGCCAAGGCACCGCCUUAGGUCAGAGGUACAACUGCACAAUGAAGAGACGGGUGUCACACGGGCUACCAUCAAACAAGGCGAGAAUACUACUAGUAACACAAUAAUAUGAACAAAAAUUCCUAACAAACUGUCCCCAAAACACCAGCAAAUUCCUAACGAACUGUCCCAACUCCUUGACCCCUCUGGUUUUCGGGGAGAGCCGCACCGAAUUUACGUGUACGUAUCAUGAAACAAAGCAGGAAAAGGCAGUAAUAAUUGAAGAAUAAAUUCCUACUAAAAAUUAAAAGAAACCUUAAAAACCAUUCCAGGAAAUAAGGUGUUUUAAACCAACGUUUGUAACCACGAACCCGAUUAUAACAACCCUAAAAAGCUACACAUCUUUCGGAUUCUGCAUCUGGAAUCCAAGAUCAUGCCACCUCCUAUAAACAACAAUAGCUAGGGUAAUUUCGGUGUUAGGAAACAACUGUAUUUUUGGAAACAGACUGGUAUUAGGAAACCACCGCUUUUUAUAAAUACAACUACAAGCCUAACCCUAUUACCAUCCGCAGAAUACAAAAAGUCACAAACCAUCAAGAGCGAGAGAAAGAGAAACCGCUGACUAAUAACAAGACAACGACCAUGUAUGCACGAUUUGAUCGGGAACACGGUAAAUACUCGUCUGCUCAUAGGGUUGAGAUGGACGAAGUUUUGGAUAACUGGAAACUUCGGGGCGGGGAAGGAAAAUACAAGGUGCUAGAUGAUUACCUGUGCGACGUGCAAACCAAUAGCUCUUUUUAUGAUUCCGCUGAAGAUUUGCGUACCGAAUUGAGGAUCCUAAAUAGAAUUGAUGAUGUCCUCUGUGCUGAUAGCAGUGAAUCACUUGCAGUUUACCGCAACGGUGAAAUUGAACUUUAUAGAGCCCUAAAAAAUUCAUCAGAGGUGAGAAUUAUGAUGCUGGAGUUUUGCAAGUCACGGAUGAAAGCUGCUACGAUAUUGGAUUUUCUAAAGUUUCUUGCCGAUCUUCCAGAUGAGUUUUCAGCUUCACCAAUAAAAGAUGCCACAACGUUGAAUUUUUUGAAGAUCCUUGUUGAUCUUGAUCUUCCAGAGGAAUGUAAAAACUGGCUGCUGCAUAAAGUGGUGGAAAAUGACUUCAACACCGUCUUUGAGGAGUACAAGGAUUCGGUCAAGUACUACAUCAAGAAAUUACAACGUCUAGGAGUACAGUGCCAAGAAAACAAUUUGACAGAAGACGAGUAUCCAUGUACUAAUCCGGACUACACCAAACAAGAUAAAGAAAUCAUAUUCCCAGAGAACUAUAUUCUUGGAAUCAUAUUUCUAGGCAGCUGCGAGGAGGACUGUUCUUAUUAUUGUGCAGUGGGUUGCAGUCACAGUAUUGAAGUACAAGGCACGGCUUGCUUGGGUUUUAUGCUUGUCCGUUCGUGGAAAUGUGAAACUACUGUUGUAGCCUCUUGGAGCUGGAUGUGCAGGUGGAAAAAUUUCUGAGAUUGUCGCCUGUAAUUUGCUGUAGCACAACUGCAAUGGAUUACUUGACGCUGUUCUCCUUCAAUGGAAUACUGCAGCUGGUGUUAGGAUGUUGCACACAUAAAAUGGGUUACUUGCUGCUGCUCACCUGCAAUGGAUUUCUGCAGUUUCUUUUAGGGUGUAUUUGGGUGUGCAGCCUUUCCUCUGGAGAUUUGGUUUGGCAUACCUGUAUUGGUAUCUCGUUUUCUCUUUAAUAUAACGUUUCUUUGAAAAAAUAAAUAAAAUUCCUUUAGUGUGCCCAAAGUAAAUGUUGCAAAGGAAAACCAACAAG